AUGUAUCCGGAUGGUGCGGAUGGCGCGGAUGGCGCAGGCACAUAUCCAGAUGGUAAAGGCAUAUAUCCGGGUGGCGCAGGCACAUAUCCGGAUGGCACAGGCACAUAUCCGGAUGGCACAGGCGGCGCAGGCAUGUAUCCGGACGAUGCAGGCGUCGCGGGCAUGUAUCCGAAUGGUGCAGGCGUCGCGGGCAUGUACCCGAAUGGUGCAGGCUGCGCAGGCACGUAUCCGGAUGUCACAGGCACAUAUCCGGAUGGCACAGGCGGCGCAGGCACGUAUCCGGAUGAUGCAGGCGUUGCAGGCACAUAUCCGGAUGACAGGGGUGCCGGCAUGUACCCUGUUGGCGUUGGCGGCAUGCCGGCGUUUUUUUAUUAUUCGAAAAAGUAA
Molecule: messenger RNA, 387 nt
Organism: Formica exsecta
Lineage: Eukaryota; Metazoa; Arthropoda; Insecta; Hymenoptera; Formicidae
Product: glycine-rich cell wall structural protein-like
Exons: 1
Coding region: 1-387 (128 amino acids)
Source: RefSeq, a predicted model, not a curated record